Athene cunicularia (burrowing owl) is the source of this 9174-nucleotide messenger RNA. RefSeq names its product teneurin transmembrane protein 4 (gene TENM4). Gene Ontology annotation, molecular function: protein homodimerization activity; protein heterodimerization activity; cell adhesion molecule binding. Gene Ontology annotation, cellular component: membrane; neuron projection. The coding region runs from base 602 to 8881 and encodes 2759 amino acids. Lineage: Eukaryota; Metazoa; Chordata; Aves; Strigiformes; Strigidae. Gene Ontology annotation, biological process: signal transduction; heterophilic cell-cell adhesion; neuron development. The transcript is spliced from 32 exons. The record is from RefSeq and is a predicted model, not a curated record.
GAGAGCGAGGCAAGGAGAGGAGGAGGAGGAGGGGGGAAGCUUUAAAUAAAGCCUUUGGAUUGCAGCUGCUUAUUUUGGGCAGUCCUACCAGGGACGAUUCCUGCCAGGAAAGAAGCUGGACCGGUCCUUCUAUUUUUUUGUUUGUUUGUUUGCUUUUAAAUUUAUUUUGAUUUUUAUUUUUGGGGGUGGCGGUGGUGUAUUGCCGAGCUGCCUGCUGAGAUGAGCUCCGGUGCCUGGCUGUAGUUGCCCACUUUGGGAUCGCUGGACACAUAAGUGGCAUUUCGGUGGGGGGACGCCUGCAGACAUGUGAGGAUGGCUGGACCAUUGCAGUGGCGCACUGAUUUUUGUGGAUGGUGAACACAAAAAGGGGAUUGAGAAGAGACCACCCGAGUUAUUCUGACACAUGACUUGAGUGCUUUCUAUUCUUAGACAGAUGAGGAUCUGAAGUAUGUAGACUGAGAAUAACACAUGUCCAGGUUAAAACUGUAUCCUAUAAGAAGUAUUUGAUGGAUUAUUCCUAGAUAUUUCUAAGAAGGUUAUUCCAAUCUGACCACCAGACGAACGUCAUUAUUUUAAUGUUGAAUACUCAGACAAGGGUGCCAUGGAUGUAAAAGAAAGGAAACCGUAUCGAUCUCUGACUCGGCGCCGCGACACUGAGCGCCGCUACACCAGCUCUUCCGCCGAGAGUGAGGACAGCAAGGCACCCCAGAAGUCCUACAGCUCCAGCGAGACGCUGAAGGCUUAUGAUCAAGACUCCAGACUGACCUACAGCAAUCGGGUCAAAGACAUGGUGCACCAGGAGGCCGAUGAAUUCUGCCGAGCAGGAGCCAACUUCUCUUUGCGAGAGCUGGGUCUUGAAGACGUGACCCCCACCCACGGGACUUUGUACCGGACUGAUAUCGGGCUGCCUCACUGCGGCUACUCCAUCAGCGCCGGCUCGGAUGCUGACACAGAGGCAGACGUGGUCAUGUCUCCCGAGCAUCCCGUGAGGCUCUGGGGACGCAACACCAAGUCGGGACGCAGCUCCUGCUUGUCAAGCCGGGCCAACUCUAACCUCACCCUCACCGACACAGAGCAUGAGAAUACCGAAACCGAUCAUCCUCCAAAUCUUCAAAAUCAUUCAAGACUUAGAACUCCACCACCUCCAAUAUCACACGCUCACACCCCAAAUCAACAUCACGCGGCCUCCAUCAAUUCCCUGAACAGAGGGAACUUCACUCCACGCAGCAACCCCAGCCCAGCUCCCACAGACCACUCUCUUUCUGGAGAACAACCAGCCAGCGCUCAAGAGCCAGCCCAUGCUCAGGACAACUGGUUACUUAACAGUAACAUCCCACUGGAGACUAGAAACAUAGCAAAGCAGACAUUCCUAGAGACAUUGCAGGACAACCUCAUUGAGAUGGACAUUCUCACCUCCUCCCGACAUGACGGUGCUUACAAUGAUGGGCACUUCCUGUUCAAACCUGGAGGCACUUCUCCCCUUUUUUGUACAACAUCGCCAGGAUAUCCCUUGACGUCCAGCACUGUGUACUCACCUCCCCCUAGGCCCCUUCCCAGAAGUACCUUCUCUAGGCCUGCCUUUAACCUGAAGAAACCCUAUAAGUACUGUAACUGGAAAUGUGCUGCUCUGAGUGCCAUUGUCAUCUCAGUCACGCUGGUGAUCCUGCUGGCAUAUUUCAUAGCCAUGCACCUGUUUGGCCUAAACUGGCACCUGCAGCCGAUGGAAGGGCAGAUGUAUGAAAUCACGGAAGACACAGCCAGCAGUUGGCCAGUGCCAACGGACGUCUCCUUAUAUCCUUCGGGGGGCACAGGGUUAGAGUUACCUGACAGGAAAGGCAAAGGAACCAGUGAAGGAAAGCCCAGUAGUUUCUUUCCAGACGACAGUUUUAUAGACUCUGGAGAAAUUGAUGUUGGCAGACGAGCCACACAGAAGAUCCCUCCUGGUAUCUUUUGGAGAUCUCAGGUGUUCAUCGACCACCCAGUGCAUCUGAAAUUCAAUGUUUCUUUAGGAAAGGCUGCUCUGGUUGGCAUCUAUGGCAGAAAAGGCCUCCCACCUUCACAUACACAGUUUGACUUUGUCGAGCUCCUUGAUGGAAGACGUCUACUGACACAGGAGGCGAGAAGCUUAGAAGGACCUCAGCGACAACACAGAGCUUUUGUGCCCUUGUCCAGCCAUGAGACAGGGUUUAUCCAGUAUUUAGAUUCAGGAAUAUGGCAUUUAGCCUUCUACAACGAUGGCAAGGAAUCGGAAGUGGUUUCUUUUCUUACUACUGCUAUUGAAUCAGUGGAUAAUUGUCCCAGUAAUUGCUAUGGGAAUGGAGACUGCGUGUCUGGGACUUGCCAUUGCUUCCUUGGCUUUCUGGGCCCUGACUGUGGCAGAGCGUCCUGCCCAGUGCUGUGCAGUGGAAACGGGCAGUACAUGAAGGGGAGGUGCUUGUGCCAUAGUGGCUGGAAAGGAGCAGAAUGUGAUGUCCCGACAAACCAGUGCAUUGAUGUCUCCUGCAACAACCACGGCACGUGCAUCAUGGGGACCUGUAUCUGCAACCCCGGAUACAAAGGCGAGAGCUGUGAAGAAGUGGACUGCAUGGAUCCUACCUGCUCGGGACGAGGCGUGUGUGUGCGAGGAGAAUGUCACUGUUCGGUUGGCUGGGGAGGAACAAACUGUGAGACCCCAAGAGCCACUUGUCUCGAUCAGUGCUCUGGUCAUGGGACCUUCCUCCCGGAUACUGGGCUCUGCAGCUGCGAUCCCAACUGGACUGGACACGAUUGCUCAAUUGAGAUUUGUGCAGCAGACUGCGGAGGACAUGGCAUUUGUGUCGGAGGCACCUGCCGCUGCGAGGAGGGAUGGAUGGGCACAGCCUGUGAUCAGCGAGCGUGUCACCCACGCUGCAAUGAGCACGGGACAUGCCGGGAUGGCAAGUGUGAAUGCAGCCCGGGCUGGAACGGAGAGCACUGCACUAUUGAGGGAUGCCCUGGCUUGUGUAACGGCAACGGCAGAUGCACUCUGGACAUGAACGGCUGGCACUGUGUCUGCCAGCUGGGCUGGCGAGGAGCGGGCUGCGAUACUUCCAUGGAGACAGCAUGCGGCGAUGGGAAAGACAACGACGGAGAUGGCCUGGUGGAUUGCAUGGACCCCGACUGCUGCUUGCAGCCCCUGUGCCACAUCAAUGCGCUGUGCCUGGGCUCCCCGGACCCCUUGGAUAUCAUCCAGGAGACACAAGCCCCCGUCUCCCAGCAGAGCUUGCACUCCUUCUACGACCGGAUCAAGUUCCUGAUCGGCAAGGACAGCACCCAUGUCAUCCCAGGAGACAAUCCUUUUGAAGGAGGACAUGCGUGUGUGAUUCGAGGCCAGGUGAUGACAGCAGAUGGAACCCCUCUAGUUGGAGUGAACAUCAGCUUUGUCAACAAUCCUCUCUUUGGAUACACAAUCAGCAGACAAGAUGGCAGCUUUGAUCUCGUUACCAUUGGUGGAAUCUCCAUUAUCCUGCACUUUGAGCGGGCUCCCUUCAUCACCCAAGAGCACACGCUGUGGUUGCCGUGGGAUCGUUUCUUCGUGAUGGAAACCAUAGUCAUGAGGCACGAAGAGAACGAGAUCCCAAGCUGUGACCUCAGUAACUUUGCCCGGCCCAACCCUGUGGUUUCCCCAUCCCCACUGACAGCUUUUGCAAGUUCCUGCUCGGAGAAAGGUCCUAUUGUUCCUGAAAUCCAGGCUCUACAGGAGGAGAUUAACGUUUCCGGUAGUAAAAUAAAAGUGAGUUACCUGAGCAGUCGCACAGCUGGCUACAAAUCAGUCCUGAGGAUCAGCAUGACCCACCCCACCAUCCCCUUCAACCUCAUGAAAGUCCACCUCAUGGUGGCUGUCGAGGGACGCCUCUUCAGAAAGUGGUUUGCAGCUGCUCCAGACCUGUCCUAUUAUUUCAUCUGGGAUAAGACAGAUGUCUACAGCCAGAAAGUGUAUGGGCUUUCAGAAGCCUUCGUUUCAGUGGGUUAUGAGUAUGAAUCCUGUCCUGACUUGAUCCUGUGGGAGAAGAGGACAGCUGUGCUUCAGGGUUAUGAAAUUGAUGCUUCCAAACUUGGAGGAUGGUCACUGGACAAACACCAUGCCCUCAACAUACAAAGUGGCAUCUUGCAUAAAGGAAAUGGGGAAAACCAGUUUAUUUCCCAGCAGCCGCCUGUAAUUGGAAGCAUUAUGGGCAACGGCCGCAGACGUAGCAUUUCUUGUCCAAGCUGCAAUGGUCUUGCAGAUGGGAACAAACUCCUGGCUCCUGUUGCCCUAACAUGUGGGUCUGAUGGAAGUCUUUAUGUUGGAGAUUUCAACUACAUCCGAAGGAUCUUUCCCUCUGGCAAUGUCACCAACAUACUGGAGCUGAGAAAUAAAGAUUUCAGACAUAGCCACAGCCCAGCUCAUAAGUAUUACUUGACCACAGAUCCAAUCACCGGCUCCAUCUACCUGUCCGACACCAACAGCCGACGUAUCUAUAAAAUCAAGUCAACCACAUCAGUGAAAGACAUCGUGAAGAAUUCAGAGGUCUUGGCUGGAACUGGGGAUCAGUGCCUCCCAUUCGAUGAUACCCGCUGCGGAGAUGGAGGCAAAGGCACUGAUGCUACCCUUACAAAUCCCAGGGGCAUCACCGUGGACAAGUUUGGGCUGAUUUACUUCGUAGAUGGGACUAUGAUCAGGCGGAUUGAUCAGAAUGGAAUCAUCUCAACGGUGUUGGGUUCCAAUGACUUGACAUCUGCUCGCCCUCUCAGCUGUGAUUCUGUCAUGGACAUUUCUCAGGUUCGUCUAGAAUGGCCCACAGAUCUGGCAGUCAAUCCGAUGGAUAAUUCACUCUACGUCCUCGACAAUAACGUUGUGUUGCAGAUAUCUGAGAACCACCAAGUGCGCAUCGUGGCGGGGAGGCCCAUGCAUUGCCAGGUGCCGGGCAUGGAUCACUUUCUCCUUAGCAAGGUGGCAAUCCACGCCACGCUGGAGUCUGCUACCGCCCUGGCCGUCUCACAUAAUGGGGUCCUGUACAUUGCUGAGACUGAUGAGAAAAAGAUCAACCGCAUCAGGCAGGUCACCACCAAUGGAGAGAUUUCUCUCGUUGCCGGGGCACCAAGCAGCUGUGACUGCAAGAACGAUGCUAACUGUGACUGCUUCUCAGGGGAUGAUGGCUAUGCCAAGGAUGCCAAACUCAAUGCGCCGUCCUCCCUUGCCGUGUGUGCAGAUGGGGAGCUGUAUGUUGCUGAUCUUGGAAAUAUCCGAAUCCGCUUUAUUCGGAAAAACAAACCAUUCCUCAACACACAAAAUCUAUAUGAAUUAUCCUCACCCAUAGACCAGGAACUCUACUUGUUUGACACCAGUGGUAAACACCUUUAUACUCAGAGCCUUACCACUGGUGAUUAUCUUUACAAUUUUACUUAUUCCGGAGAUGGAGAUAUAACCCUGAUCACUGACAAUAAUGGCAACUUAGUCAAUAUCCGAAGAGAUUCCACAGGGAUGCCCCUCUGGCUGGUGGUGCCUGAUGGCCAAGUCUACUGGGUGACAAUUGGUACCAACAGCGCACUCAAGAGUGUAACAACACAGGGGCAUGAAGUGGCCAUGAUGACAUACCACGGCAACUCCGGUCUCCUUGCCACUAAAAGCAAUGAAAAUGGUUGGACAACGUUUUAUGAGUACGACAGCUUUGGCCGCCUGACCAACGUGACCUUCCCUACUGGCCAAGUGAGCAGCUUCCGCAGCGAUACCGACAGCUCCGUGCACGUCCAGGUGGAAACCUCCAGCAAGGACGAUGUUACAAUAACAACCAAUUUGUCAGCAUCAGGAGCCUUCUACACCCUGCUCCAAGACCAAGUCCGAAACAGCUACUACAUCGGCGCCGAUGGCUCUCUCAGGCUGAUGCUCGCUAACGGCAUGGAGGUGGCCCUGCAGACUGAGCCACAUCUGCUGGCUGGCACCGUCAACCCCACGGUGGGGAAGAGGAAUGUCACCCUGCCCAUCGACAACGGCCUCAAUCUUGUGGAGUGGAGACAGAGGAAGGAGCAAGCAAGAGGGCAGGUCACCGUCUUUGGACGUCGGUUGAGGGUUCACAACAGAAACCUGCUGUCCCUCGACUUUGAUCGUGUGACAAGGACGGAAAAAAUCUAUGAUGACCACCGCAAGUUCACGCUCCGCAUCCUCUAUGACCAGGCAGGGAGGCCCAGUCUCUGGUCACCCAGCAGCAGACUGAACGGGGUCAAUGUCACCUAUUCCCCAGGAGGACACAUUGCAGGGAUUCAGAGGGGCACAAUGUCAGAAAGGAUGGAGUAUGAUCAGUCUGGCAGAAUUACAUCCAGGAUCUUUGCUGAUGGCAAGUCAUGGAGCUACACUUACUUGGAGAAGUCCAUGGUGCUGCUCCUUCACAGCCAAAGACAGUACAUCUUUGAGUUUGAUAAGAACGACCGGUUGUCGUCGGUGACCAUGCCCAACGUUGCCCGUCAGACUUUAGAGACCAUUCGUUCCAUUGGUUACUACAGAAACAUCUACCGGCCACCAGAAGGCAAUGCCUCAGUAAUUCAGGAUUUCACAGAGGAUGAGCAGCUCCUCAACACUCUGUACUUGGGCACAGGGAGACGUGUCAUCUACAAGUAUGGAAAGCUGUCCAAGUUAGCUGAGAUGCUCUACGACACCACAAAGAUCAGUUUCACUUAUGACGAAACUGCUGGCAUGCUGAAGACCAUAAACUUGCAGAAUGAAGGGUUCACGUGCACCAUCAGAUACAGACAGAUAGGACCCCUCAUUGAUCGCCAGAUUUUCCGCUUCACUGAAGAAGGCAUGGUGAAUGCACGCUUUGACUAUAAUUAUGACAACAGCUUUCGGGUGACUAGCAUGCAAGCAGUCAUCAAUGAGACACCUUUACCCAUUGAUCUCUACAGGUACGAUGAUGUGUCAGGCAAAACUGAGCAAUUUGGUAAAUUUGGAGUCAUUUACUACGAUAUCAACCAGAUUAUCACCACUGCUGUCAUGACUCACACUAAACAUUUUGAUGCCUAUGGCAGGAUGAAGGAGGUCCAGUAUGAGAUAUUCCGCUCUCUCAUGUACUGGAUGACUGUGCAGUACGACAACAUGGGGAGAGUAGUUAAGAAAGAGCUGAAGGUUGGCCCUUAUGCAAACACAACUAGGUACUCAUACGAAUAUGAUGCUGACGGCCAGUUGCAGACAGUGUCUAUCAAUGACAAACCCCUCUGGCGUUACAGCUAUGACCUAAAUGGGAACCUCCAUUUGCUGAGUCCGGGGAAUAGUGCCCGCCUUACACCGCUCAGAUACGACCUCAGGGACAGGAUUACUAGACUGGGGGAUGUGCAGUACAAAAUGGAUGAAGAUGGCUUCCUGAAGCAAAGGGGCAAUGAUAUUUUUGAGUACAAUUCAGCUGGCCUGCUCAUCAAAGCUUACAAUAAAGCUAGUGGGUGGAGCGUGAAAUACCGCUAUGAUGGCCUAGGAAGGAGAGUCUCUAGCAAAACCAGCCAUGGCCAUCACUUGCAGUUCUUCUACGCAGACCUGACCAACCCAACCAAGGUCACCCAUUUAUACAACCACUCGAGCUCCGAGAUCACCUCCCUCUACUAUGACCUCCAAGGCCACCUCUUUGCAAUGGAGCUCAGCAGCGGUGAUGAAUUCUACAUAGCCUGCGAUAACAUUGGCACUCCUUUGGCUGUCUUCAGUGGAACUGGCUUAAUGAUUAAGCAGAUACUGUACACAGCAUAUGGGGAGAUCUAUAUGGACACCAAUCCCAACUUCCAGAUCAUCAUUGGCUACCAUGGAGGACUGUAUGACCCCCUCACAAAGCUUAUCCAUAUGGGACGGAGAGACUAUGAUGUGCUAGCGGGUCGGUGGACGAGUCCAGACCAUGAUAUGUGGAAGCACCUGAGUAGCAAUAACAUAAUGCCUUUCAACCUGUAUAUGUUCAAAAACAACAAUCCCAUUAGCAACUCUCAGGAUAUCAAAUGUUACAUGACAGAUGUCAACAGUUGGCUUCUCACCUUCGGGUUCCAGCUACACAACGUCAUCCCCGGCUACCCCAAGCCAGACAUGGAUGCAAUGGAGCCGUCCUAUGAGCUAAUCCACACACAGAUGAAAACCCAAGAAUGGGACAAUAGCAAGUCCAUUUUGGGGGUCCAAUGUGAAGUGCAGAAGCAACUGAAGGCUUUUGUCACUCUUGAACGCUUUGAACGGAUCUACAGCUCCAGCAUCGCCGGGUGCCGGCAGGUCAAGAAGAACAAGAACUUUGCCUCUGGAGGCUCCAUCUUUGGCAAAGGCGUCAAGUUCGCCAUGAAAGAUGGGCGCGUGGCCACCGACAUUAUCAGCGUGGCCAACGAGGAUGGGCGGAGGAUCGCAGCCAUCCUGAACAACGCCCAUUACCUGGAGAACUUGCACUUCACCAUCGACGGGGUGGACACGCACUAUUUCAUUAAGCAAGGGCCAUCAGAGGGUGACCUGUCCAUCUUGGGCCUCAGCGGUGGACGGAGGACCCUGGAGAACGGCGUCAACGUGACAGUGUCGCAGAUCAACACAGUGCUAAGUGGAAGGACUAGACGUUACACAGACAUCCAGCUCCAGUACGGUGCGCUGUGCCUAAACACGCGCUACGGGACCACCUUGGACGAGGAGAAGGCCCGUGUCCUGGAGCUGGCCCGACAGCGCGCUGUCACUCAAGCUUGGUCCCGGGAACAGCAGAGACUGCGGGAUGGGGAGGAGGGUAUUCGCUCGUGGACAGAAGGGGAGAAGCAACAAGUGCUAAACACGGGCCGGGUACAGGGCUACGAUGGCUAUUUUGUGAUCUCAGUGGAGCAGUACCCCGAACUCUCAGACAGCGCCAACAACAUCCACUUCAUGAGACAGAGCGAAAUGGGCAGAAGGUGACAGAGAGGGUCGAUGCGGUGACUUCUUGCCAAAGACAGCUACUCUUUUGUGGCCACUUACCUGACUGUGUUGUACUCAAUCCUUUUUCUAAACUGAACAAGGCGGGGGGGGAGGAAAAUAGAAAGAGAAGGAAUAAUACGGUUGCACUGUAACUCAUGCAACAUACUUUUUUUUUUUUUCCUCUUUAAUUUGGCCUUCACACGUUUUUUGCAAUGAACAGAAGGUAUAUUUUGCCGUAGCGUGAUCACAGUGAAAUUUACUGUCUCUUGUCCUUUCAUUUUUGGGUUUCCCCC